Molecule: messenger RNA, 1444 nt
Organism: Notolabrus celidotus (New Zealand spotty)
Lineage: Eukaryota; Metazoa; Chordata; Actinopteri; Labriformes; Labridae
Product: TLC domain-containing protein 2-like
Exons: 8
Coding region: 411-1160 (249 amino acids)
Biological process (GO): phospholipid homeostasis; membrane assembly; plasma membrane organization
Cellular component (GO): plasma membrane
Source: RefSeq, a predicted model, not a curated record
UUGGUUCCCAAGGCAACCUGUCCAUCCCCAACCCUCAUCCCUCAUCCCUCGACUCUGGCAGACUUAGAAAAGUGGACGAUUCAGGAGGGCUGAUGAGAAGAGAGAAAAUCAACCCAAAAAAGUGACUCUGGGACUCCGCGGCUGUGUGGGGAAAAGGGCUGACGAGGCAGCAGCCGCCGACCCUGAAUGGACCGGUGACAAAAGCACCUCUUACAAAACCGGAGCAUUUCUUCUUCCCCAGAGUCCAUCAGUGCCCAGAGGGGAAGUUAGAGCUCCACACAUCGGCUGAACACGAUUGUUUCCGAUGAUUCAUGCAGAUCCUUUCGUCUUUUCUGCAUUGAUCUCAGGGUGCUCCAAACGCCGGAGCACAUGGGAUCAGAAGUGAGCUGGGGCUUGGUGGUAAAGUAGAGAUGGAUUUGAGGUCGACAGUUCUAGUCGUUGGGGGAUCUUUGUGUUCUUUCAAACUGCUGAACACGUUAGUCAGAUUCCUGCCAACACUUGAGCCGGCAUGCAAGAAACAGUGGAAGUGGAGGAACACGUGGACGUCUUUGGCUCACAGCGCGCUGACAGGAGCGUGGGCGGUUUUAUGUUUGCACCGUCAACCUCAAAUGUUGGAGGACCUGAUCACCUCUCACUCCUUGCUCUCCCACAGCCUGGUAGCUGUGUCAACAGGUUAUUUUAUCCAUGACUUCUUAGAUGUGGGAUUAAACCAGCCACUGAAACAGUCAUGGGAGCUGCUCGUCCACCAUGGCACAGUGAUCUCCUGCUUCAGUUUAGCCGUGACCUCCCGUCUCUACGUGAGCCUCGCUGUGGUCUCUUUGCUGAUUGAGAUCCACUCCGUUUUUCUUCACAUCAGGAUGCUUCUCCUCCUGUCAGGACGGAGGAACAGGCCGGGGACUGAAGCUACAGCCGCUCGCCCCUCUGUGGCCUACAACCUGACCAGGUGGCUCAACAUGGGAACGUUGUUGGUGUUUCGUGUCUGCACAAUGGGUUGGAUGACUCGCUGGCUGGCGUCCCACUUUGAUCUUUUGCCUCGCUUUGUCUUGAUGAUGGGAACCGUAGGCACGAGUCUCAUCUCCAUGAUGAACGUGGUGCUGUUUUACAGACUGCUCAGAGCGGACUUCCUCACCAACACUCACAACUCCAACAGCAACCACUAGAGGGAGCCUCUUCUGGGAAUGAGCUGAUCAGAUGGUUCAGUUUUCUACAUCAUGAUGUGGAUAGUUCUCUUGAAAUUAUAAAGAAUGUACAGACGACAGUAUUACCCUUAACCACUCAGGUAUUUUAUAUGUUAUGUCAUGAUAUUAAUUUAUAUAUAUUGUGUAUGACUUCUGUUAGAAACUGUAUUAAACUGAAGAACUAUAUCCAUAUAAGAGAGCUGAUUCUGAAGCACUGAAGUCUCAUGAUAUCCUUUACCGAGUAAAGACCUUUACUUCAACUUUGA